Messenger RNA from Botrytis fragariae, 2613 nucleotides. RefSeq names its product putative aldehyde dehydrogenase protein. Gene Ontology annotation, biological process: aldehyde metabolic process. Bases 1 to 2613 code for a protein of 870 amino acids. Gene Ontology annotation, molecular function: aldehyde dehydrogenase (NAD+) activity. NCBI's taxonomy places the organism in Eukaryota, Fungi, Ascomycota, Leotiomycetes, Helotiales, Sclerotiniaceae. Gene Ontology annotation, cellular component: cytoplasm. The record is from RefSeq and is a predicted model, not a curated record. The transcript has 5 exons.
AUGGCCACGGCCUUACAAAGUCUGCGUAUGACAGCGCGAUGCUGCUCAUGCAGAAAUAUCACCUCUAGGUACACCAAUAAGUCAAUCGCCCAACGGAGGUUAUUUUCAAUCACAUCAAGACAAUAUAAAAUCGAUCCGAAAUUUAAGGAACUCCAGGAAAACGAACCAGACGAGGAUGAAUUCAUGGAAGAGAUUGACGAACUGUUUGAAAAUGCGGGUGCUCGACAUGCAAAUAAUCUACCAUCUUAUGGAUUUGACGAGGGUGUGAAGAAGAAGUUGAAGCCUACCUUUCUAAAUAUGGGAGAUCCAGAACCGUUUGAUGAGGACGACAGAGAGGAUGAUCACGAUGAUAUCACGACUUUGGCGCAUAUGGAAUUGGAACAGGUUAGAGAGAUUAGACAUUAUAAUAGGUUGGCAGCUUGGGAAAUGCCAAUGUUGAGCAAAUUGGCAAAACCAUUCGUACCGCCUUCAGCUGAAACUCCUUUACGAUUCAGAUACACUUCAUACAUGGGCGAGCAACAUCCAGCAGAGAAGAAAGUCGUUAUGGAAUUUUGUCCUGCAGAUAUGCCAGGAUUAACAGAAGUCCAAACGGACAAGCUUAGAAAAUUGGUUGGGCCAAGACUCAACCCAGAAACGGACAUUGUCAAGAUGAGUUGUGAAAUGUACCCAUCACAGGCCCAAAACAAGAGAUAUCUUGGUGAUAUGGUGGAUUCAUUAUUGGCAGAAGCAAAGACUGGCGAUACUUUCGAAGAUAUUCCAUUAGACACACGCCAUCACGUUUUCAAAGUGAAGCCCAGAUUCCCUGUAGAAUGGAGAUUAACAAAAGAGAGGAAGCAAGAACUGGCAGACUAUCGCCAAAAGAUGGUGGAGACAGACUUGAAUCGAGAACACAUUGGUCAACUUGUGGAUGGAGUUGAAACAAUUCGACACAGACUGGCUAAUCCAAUAGCUAAAGAACCGGUUCCUGAAACUGUUGCAGCUGGCGGAAGGAUAAUCGGGAACAAAAAGAUAGCUCCAUUCGAGCCUAGCUCACUCGAAUCCAUUCCCACCACAGUUAAGCUCCUACGAACUACCUUUCGUUCACAAAAAACGAAACCACUUGAAUACCGUCUGAAGCAACUUCGCAAGCUCUACUGGGCCAUUGUCGAUAAUAGUGAUGCUCUUAUCGAAGCAGAGAAGAGCGAUCUCGGAAAACCCGCUUUCGAAACUGUUCUUACGGAAACAGAAUGGAUGAAGAAUGAUAUUGUAUUUGUCUGCAAGAACUUAAAGAAAUGGAUGAAGGACGAAGCUGCUCCAGAUAUGGCCCUCCAAAAUACCCUAUUUAGCCCUAGGAUUCGCAAGGAACCUUUGGGCACGGCUUUGGUCAUCGGUGCAUUCAACUUCCCAGUUCAAUUGGCUUUGGGUCCAUUUGUUGGAGCUAUCGCUGCAGGGUGUACAGCUGUGUUAAAGCCCUCUGAGCAGUCACCUAAGACUGCUAUGAUUUUGAAGAAGAUUGUUGAAGAAAGUCUCGAUCCAGAGGCAUACACGGUGGUCAAUGGAGCUGUUCCCGAGACGACAGCUCUGUUGAACGAGAAAUGGGAUAAAAUCUUCUAUACCGGCGGCGAAACAGUGGGAACCAUUAUUGCGAAGAAGGCUGCGGAAACCUUGACACCAGUUGCUUUGGAGCUUGGUGGUAGAAACCCAGCUAUCAUAUCAAAGAAUGCGGAUCCUAAUCUCGCGGCCAGAAGAUUAUUAUGGGGUAAGAUUCUUAAUGCUGGACAGGUUUGCAUUGGCCAAAACUAUGUCAUGGUAGAAAAGGAAAUUCUGGAUGCUUUUAUCGAGCAACUUGGAAUUGCCUAUAAAGAAUUCUUUCCAAAUGGCGCCAAAGCAAGUCCCGAUUAUGGCCGAAUUGUCAACAACAGACAAUUUUUACGAAUCAAAAAGAUGCUUGAUAACACUGGCGGAAAGAUCCUGCUUGGCGGGGAAUUGGAUGAAGCCGAAAAUUUCAUCGCGCCAACUGUGGUUUUGGUUGACAGUCCAAACGAUUCAAUGUUGGUGGAUGAAUCUUUCGGUCCAUUGAUUCCUAUUCUACCAGUCGAUAGUCUUGAUGAAGCUAUCAAUAUCGCUCACGAUAUUCACUCAACUCCAUUGGGUUUCUAUCCAUUUGGAACAAAAGAAGAAACUGAUAAGAUGCUCGGCAGCAUCACAUCUGGCGGUGCUACUGUCAACGACGCUUUCUUCCACGGCUCAAUACAAACUCUUCCAUUUGGAGGAGUAGGAACUAGUGGAACCGGCUCUUAUAGAGGCGAGCAAUCCUUCCUCGCCUUCACCCAUCUCCGUUCUGUUGUCACGACCCCUAGCUGGAUCGAAAAAAUGCUCAAUGUUCGCUACCCACCAUAUACCGAUGCCAAACUUGCCCAAUUCCUCAAAUCCAGUAGGCAGAAACCAAAUUUCGAUAGGGAAGGUAAUGAGGUUAGAGGAUUGAGCUAUUGGCUGGGCUUUGUGACAAGUCUUGGUGGUGAGGGAGUUAAGAGUGUGCUUGUUAGGUGGGCAGUUCUCGCUUUCGUUACUUAUGGAUCGAAGAAAGUCUGGGAUUUGAAAUUUGGUAGCGGGUUGCCUUCUUACCUGAAAUGA